CAUGCAUGAAGCUAUUGUUCUCUGCUCUGGUGUACUCCCAAGGCUUUGCUCUUUCUGAAGUGAACUCAAAUGGCUUCCACUCUUUUCGAAACUCAUAUUCGCACAAAUCCUAGUCCACCAACGAGGUUGUCGCCCCAGAAAAUCUCUUCCUCGUUUCUCCAACUUCCCGCCCACGAACGUAAUUCCCGGAUCACUCUCUGCCCUCGAACGCUUCCUCGGAUACCCCAAACCGGCAAGCUCUCUCUUCAAGCUUCGCUCUCUUCUCCGAACCCACCAGCCUCAAGAGAAGAAGCCAUAAAGCAAGCCAGGACUUGCCUCUCCACCACCUUAGAGAAGCCCCUCAACAAUCCCAAACUCGCCGGCAAACUCAAGAAACUGAAGCAACCCAGGUUCAGAGUCGAGAUCCCCCUGGCGGACGACUCGCCCGACUCGCUGUCCCAGCUCGUUUCGGACGUGUUCCAAGACUUGCCCGUGAAGAGAAAAGGCUCUCCUGUCAAGAUUCUGUUUUUAUGGCCUGACGAGCAAUCUUCUACCAAAGGCUUUAAAUCGAAUAUAGCAAUUCAGGUGGAGCAUACAGACGUGUCAUCGGUCACAGAGGAUGAUGAUGUCCAGAUCUUCAAUUCUGCUGAUGUGGUGGUCGUUUUAGCUCCAGGGUCUUCGCAGUUGAAUGCGGUGAAAAAAUCGACUGAGAUAGUGGGCCCGAAGCCGGUUGUACUGUUUAAUCCCAAAUGGGCAUUUGAUGAAGAGGACAACUUUGGUGAGCUCAGGAGUUUUGUGGGAUCGUUUGAGGUAAUUUAUUCCUUCACGGGCUUGGAAGUUAAGGGGAUUUUGAGUAAGAGGAAAGGAGUGAUCUUUAAGUGCGUUAGAGAUGGGGUGGUCAGUGGGGAGAGAUGGGCUGUUCUUGUCGAAGAAGAAGAGGCAGGGAGUUUGAAGGUGGUUUCGAGGUUCAAAUCUCGGCCAUCCAUUGGUGAAGUCGAAACCGUGCUGUAUAAUUUGAUGGCCAUCAAUUCGCCUAUUACCAAGUCUGCAAAGUUCUUGAAGGAGCUUGUGUCCAAUGUAACUGGGAGAAAGUAGCAUUUCUUUGUAGCAAAAUUCUAUUUUUGUCUGAUUUCUCAUUUAUUCCCUGGCUGGUUAUCUGAGAAUAAUUCCAUCCUAAGCCUCCCGACCAGUGAAGAGUCCGCCCUACAUUCUUUUGAGGAUGCAUUGCUUUUAGUAUUCUUAAUUUUUGUGUAAUGUACUCGGGUUUAUGUAAAGCAGGUUGUACAAAGAGGGAAGAUUUUCUUUGUAGUC
Molecule: messenger RNA, 1290 nt
Organism: Rhodamnia argentea
Lineage: Eukaryota; Viridiplantae; Streptophyta; Magnoliopsida; Myrtales; Myrtaceae
Exons: 1
Coding region: 70-1074 (334 amino acids)
Cellular component (GO): chloroplast
Source: RefSeq, a predicted model, not a curated record